Trichomonas vaginalis G3 is the source of this 420-nucleotide messenger RNA. RefSeq names its product cyclin-dependent kinase inhibitor 2C-related family. The transcript has a single exon. The coding region runs from base 1 to 420 and encodes 139 amino acids. The record is from RefSeq and is a predicted model, not a curated record. Gene Ontology annotation, molecular function: protein binding. Lineage: Eukaryota; Parabasalia; Trichomonadida; Trichomonadidae. Gene Ontology annotation, cellular component: nucleus; cytoplasm.
AUGGUUGAACUUCUUAUUUCACAUAGUGCAAAUAUCAAUGAAAAAGAUAACGAUGGAAGAACCGCUCUUCAAUAUGCAGCACGUUAUAAUUAUAAAGAAACAGCAGAACUUCUUAUUUCACAUGGUGCAAAUAUCAAUGAAAAAGAUAACGAUGGAAGAACCGCUCUUCAAUAUGCAGCACGUUAUAAUUAUAAAGAAACAGCAGAACUUCUUAUUUCACAUGGUGCGAAUCUCAAUGUAAAAGAUAAAUGUGGAAAAACUGCUCAACACUAUGCAGCAUGUAAUAAUUGUAAAGAAAUCAUUGAACUUCUUAUUUCACAUGGUGCAAAUAUCAAUGAAAAAGAUAAAUACGGAGAAACAUAUCUUUUUUAUGCAUCGAUUAAACAUUAUAAAAGAGAUCAUUUCACAAAAAUCGAUUAA